This is a messenger RNA of Urocitellus parryii (Arctic ground squirrel), 740 nucleotides long. NCBI's taxonomy places the organism in Eukaryota, Metazoa, Chordata, Mammalia, Rodentia, Sciuridae. The record is from RefSeq and is a predicted model, not a curated record.
UUUCAGCUCAAUGACUCCAUCUGAUCCCUCUGUGUCCUUGAUUGCUUCAUUAAUGUGCAGAUUUUCCUUUAGGAUAUCAACUUACGAGUGAAGUGGCCCAACGAUAUUUAUUACAGUGACCUUAUGAAGAUSGGAGGAGUUCUGGUUAACUCAACCCUUAUGGGAGAAACAUUCUACAUACUUAUUGGCUGUGGAUUCAAUGUAACCAACAGUAAUCCUACCRUCUGCAUCAAUGAUCUUGUCACAGAAUACAAUAAGCAACACAAUGCAGCCCUGAAGCCCCUGCGAGCGGAUUACCUCAUCGCCAGGGCGGUGACAGUGCUGGAGACACUGAUCCACACGUUCCAGGACAAAGGGCCCAAUGGUGUUCUUCCCCUUUAUUACAAAUACUGGAUACACAGUGGUCAACAAGUCCGCCUGGGAAGUGCCGAGGGGCCGAAGGUGUCCAUAGUGGGCCUGGAUGACUCCGGGUUCCUGCAGGUUCAUCAGGAGGGCGGUGAGGUGGUGACUGUGCACCCGGACGGCAACUCCUUCGACAUGCUGCGGAACCUCAUCCUGCCCAAGCGGCGGUAGAGCAGGAGCCGGUGGCGCGUGUCUGCAGACGGCAGGGGCCUGGCAGAGCCACACAGGUGCUCUGCGGGUGUCGCUGGCGCCUUUCCUCACCAGGGGAGCUGGAAGACURAUGUAGAGUUCUAGGUGGAUUUUUUUUCUCCCUCCAAGUCAUUUCAUAAUUCAUUAUU